This is a messenger RNA of Dermacentor silvarum, 2526 nucleotides long. RefSeq lists its product as uncharacterized. The record is from RefSeq and is a predicted model, not a curated record. The coding region runs from base 32 to 2524 and encodes 830 amino acids. The transcript is spliced from 3 exons. NCBI's taxonomy places the organism in Eukaryota, Metazoa, Arthropoda, Arachnida, Ixodida, Ixodidae.
UUGCACGUUUCGGUAGAGAUUGGUGUACACGAUGGGUCCACCAAAGAGACGGAAGACAUACUUGGAUCCCGGAUCAAGUGAUGUCAUUCCGAAGACGACGAAAUGGCGCCUUCAUAGUUCAUCAGUCAACGCUUCGCAACCGAUGUCACCUAAUCAAGCAUGGGCGAAAGAUGCUCGGAUUCAUCAACGCGCACCUUCAUCGGAAAGUUCGCUGGCCCCUCAGCGCGAACUGUCAUCUCCUGAUGUCUUUAGUGAUGACAGCGACGAAGAUUUGAACGUAUCUGGCGCGUCAUUCCAAAUGGACGACGGUGGCACAUCACCGAGUGCCUAUGUAGACGAGAAUGUGGCCUCGGAUAGAAGUGAUAGAAAUGACUCAUUUUACGCAGAUUUAGCGGAACCUUUCAAUGAUGACGGGACGUUGACCCGGGGCGAUGCGUACAUGAUGCUUUUGGACCUCGCUGUCAAAUACGGGCUCUCAUGGACAGUAAUUGAGGCCAUUCAAAAAUUGUUCAACAACCUUUUUGGGAAAAAGGCGUUCCCCGAAAGCAAGUAUUUAUUUAAGAAGCUGUGUGGUGUCGAUAUCGCAGAUAUCGUGUUUCACUUUUAUUGCCCAAAUUGCAAGUUGUCACUUGGAGAAACCAAGGGAAGUCUAGAAGAACGACGACGACUUCGAGCUGAGUGCCAAUUGUGCCAUUCCAAAUAUCUUGGACGUGACCUUGUGCGUUCGGGCAGUUUCUUUGUAAGCCUGCCUAUUGAAAAGCAGCUGGAGUCCGUGCUCUCUAGCAAGACAGCCAGUACUGCAGUGAUGGAUAGUCUCUCCAAUAGUUCUGGAAGGACUUCUUCAAUGAGUGAUAUUACAGACGGCUCGCAGUACCGAGUGACGCGGGAGAAAGUUGGCAUGGCGGCACAUGACUUAACAGUGACCAUAAAUUGUGAUGGCAGCCCCGUCUUCAAUUCAUCUAAAUAUAGUAUAUGGCCAGUGCAAAUAACUCUGAAUGAAUUGCCACCAUUGCUGCGGUGGAAGAAUGUAAUGAUGCCGCUACUGUGGUAUGGGAAUGAACAUCCCAACAUGACACUACUGCUGGAAGCCUUCGUCAUUCAGCUGGAGAAACUAAAUGCAAGUGGCAUAACUUGGACAUUCAACGACACCCAGAUAUGCUCUAAAGUGUUCUGCAUCUGCUGUUGUGCAGAUUCACCCGCAAGAGCAGCAAUGCAGCAGAUGAUGCAAUUUAACGGCUACUUCGGCUGCAGCUGGUGCUACCAUCCGGGCAACAAUGUAGAUGGCACAGUCAAGUACUGCUUAAGCCAGCCUCAUCCCGACCGCACAGAUGAAGAGGUAGUGGCAGACAUGGCAGCUGCCUGCCGCACUGGCUCCACAGUGAAUGGCGUAAAAGGCCCUUCUCCUUUAAUUAAUUUGCCUGGGUUUAGCCCUGUGUGGUCCUGGUGCCCUGAUUACAUGCACUGCGUCUUGCUUGGUGUUAGUAGGCAAAUAACCGAGUUAUGGUUGUCAGAGUGUGGAACAGACUAUUACUGCGGAAGGCCUUCUACAAUGACAGUCAUUAAUGAACGGCUUUGCUCAAUUAAAAUGCCUGAGUGCAUCAGCCGUCAGCCAAGAGCACUGACAGUACGAAAGUACUGGAAAGCGUCCGAGUGGCAAUAUUGGCUACUGUACUACAGCAUGCCAUGCCUCGCUAAUGUACUGCCACAGAAGUAUGUGGAACAUUGGGGUCUUCUUGUAGAAGGAGUGUUUCUUCUUUUGAAAGAUUCGGUGUCACCAUUAGACAUAGAGCGCAGUGCCCGAUUUCUUACAGAGUUUGUAGUUGGUGUCGAGUUCCUUUAUGGUCAAAAGAACAUGACAUAUAACGUGCACCAGCUCCUUCACAUCCCAAAGUCAGUGGUCCUCUUCGGUCCUCUAUGGGCACACUCAUGCUUCAGCUUUGAAGUAAACAUGGGCAAGCUGCUGCGACUUGUGACCUCUUCUAAUGGAGUAGCCCUUCAAAUUGCCACACGGCUGCUGCUUCACAGCAGUCUGUUUGCUCUGAAGGCAUUGGCAAAUGACUAUGCAUUGUCAUUGAUGGAAGCGAAAUGUAAAAACACCCUUGGCGAAGUUGUUCCUUUAGGAAAGGCUGAAGCUGUCUCCAACAGUUUUCUUCGUGCUCACUCACCGUUGCAUGGAUGUGAGGUUGUGGAGUAUAAGAAAAUAAAUGUGAGCGGUGCCAUCAUUACUUCAGAGAAGUAUAUUAGACACAUCAGGAUAAAUAGUACAGCCCUUAUCUUGCCUGAUGGUACCUAUGCUAAGGCCAAAAGAAUAUUUUGCUCUAGACAUGGCUCUACUGAGCGGUUCUACAUCACCUCAAAUGCGUACUCAGUCAAUGCUUUGAUGCCAACUGAACACAUAAAGUCUGCAAGGCAACAAGAUGAAAGGCUGUUUGAGAUCGAUAAGCAUGCCCUCCCUUGCAUAUACUUUGCUUUCAGCGGUCAAGAAUUCUUCUGUAAUCUUGUAAAUAGCUAUGAGUGGUCCUAGAA